Molecule: messenger RNA, 3223 nt
Organism: Spodoptera exigua (beet armyworm)
Lineage: Eukaryota; Metazoa; Arthropoda; Insecta; Lepidoptera; Noctuidae
Source: the annotation of a GenBank genome assembly
AUGAGUUUUAAUAUAGACGAUCCUUUAGCUGGAAUUCUAAGCGAUGGCAGUGAUGAUAGUUUUUUUGAUGAUGACGUAUUAGGAAAGAAAAAGUCCACAAGGAAAAAAAGCACACCAAAUCUUGAUAAGAAAAAUAGUUUAUUUGAUUUAAAGGAUACCGAUAAGCCCAAACCUGUUGCCAGCACACUUGAUAAGAAAGACUCAUUGUUUGAUAUCGAUUCUAAAAAAUCACCUACACCUUUUAAAAGAACUGUGUCAAAGGAAUCUAUAAAAUUUUCCCAAUCAGAUCCGAAAGUAAAAGUAGGGCUUGACAAACCUGAUACAAGUAAGUCGCCAGCUAAACCUAAACCGAGCGCGAGUGCUGAAAAGCUCGAUAUUCUUAGUGAAUUGGGUGGAACAAGGAAAGAGUCAAGUAAAAUUAUCGAAAAGGGGAAGAGCUCUCAAUCUUUACUAGAUGAUAUAUUGGGUGGUCCUUCGGUAAAAUCUGCUGGUCCCAGCCAGGCAGGAAGGCCUGUCACGGCAGGGAAAGGUCAAGAAUUUGAUUUUGAUUCAAUUUUAGGAAAAACUGAAACCAAAACUUCCGCUUCAAGCAAAAGUUUGCCCCAGAAACCUGUAAAAGAGAAUGUGAAAGAAGAUAAAGAAGCUCCUGCAAAAAAAGCUAAGUCUUCUGAAGACUGGCUGGGCAUAUUUCAAGAUAAAGAUGAUGGUAACGACGAUUUGGAAGAUGAAGCUGGUAUGCCAUCAUGGUUGGUGGGGGGCGAUGCAAAGAAGAAAAAAGCUGAAAAUAAAAAAUCGACUGCUAAGCCUGAACCCGUUAAAGAUAAACCUAAACCGACACCUGCGAAAGAAGAACGACCUGAACCAGAAGAGCCACAUGCUGAAGCUAACAAAGACAAUGAAACUGUGGAACAGAUGGUUAAAUUCAACCCAGUCUCAACUCCUAAUGUUCUACAAGGGAGCACUGAAGAUAUUACGGCAGAAGGGGCUGCUCUGUAUAUGCAGCAGCAAGAGUCCCAGAUCAUGGUGGCGCUGCAGUUGAAGGCGCAGGAAGAGAAACUUGCUGCAAUGCAAAUGCGUCAGAAAGAGAGCCAGCGUGUACAACGCGAGGCAGCACUUGCGCAACACGCGCAGUUGGACGCCAUGCUGCGGCGGCAGGCUGAGAACAGACAGCAAAUGCAGACCAUCAUAGCUGCUCACCAGGAGAGGAUUACUCAGAGAAUAAAGGCACUCUUAGGUACCGAAAACACGGAUAAUGAAGAUAAUCCAAAUUAUACCGAAGAAUUUUAUACAACGGGAGACCACAAAGACUCGCCACACUUGCGAGAGAAAAAGCAGUUGUUACAAUUAGUGCAGUCCUUACAGGAAAACCACGAUAAAGAAAUUGAUCUUAUGGAAACAUCGUACAGGAGACAAUUAGCAUUCUUAGAGGUAUCGAUGAACCAAUGCGAGGAGAGAAUGAAAGAGGAAAGUGACAAAUUGGUGAAAUAUUAUUCAGAGAAGAUAAAUUGGUUGGAGGAACAUCACAAUCUGUUUAAGAAGUUGGCAGAAAAUAAUUUGACUGAGUUAACGGAACGGCAUAAGACGGAGAACGAAAUGCUUAGACAGCAGCUUUUGGACAACGUGAAGGUAUUACAGGAACAUCAUGCUGCACUCAUGGAGAACGUCAAGACAGCAGUUAAACAAGAACAGGUGCUGAUCCAGGACUCAGCCAGCUUCUCCUCUGAUCUAAAAGAGCUGGUGGCAGACGUAAGGGAAAAUAAAGUAUUCUCUAAAGAGCUUUUAGAGAAGGUGCAAUCUUUGUCGGAAAAUACUGAACGUAAAUAUGAGACCAGUUUGCAAGUCAGAGAAACGCAAAUAAAUGAAAUGUUACAACAGUUAAAAAUAGAACGUGAAAAUAUAGAUACAGAGAAAGCAGAAAACCGGGAAACAAUAAAAAUGCUCGAAGCUAGGCUGAAACAAAUGACUUCGAUGGUCGAAGAAGAAACGGCUGCUUUGAAACAGAAGAGGAUGGAGUUUGAAUUCGAAAAGGCAACUUUCAAUAAGCAGACAGAAUUUGCUAAGAAUGUUCUCAAGAAACAGGAUGAAGAAAUGAAGAUGCUGAGAGAAGACAUCCAAAAAGAAUAUCAAGAGAAAAUAACGAAAAUAGAUGAAGAGAAAGCCAAAGCAGUGAAGGAGAGCGCGAUAUUAUCGAGAGAAAAGUCAACAAUACAAAACUUGAAGCAAGAACUUGAAAAAAUGAAAGCUGAACUUCAAGCACAGCUAGAAGAAGUAGCUGAAGAGAGGUCUAAAUUAAAUGUGGAUAAACAACAGUUACACAUGGAAGAACAAAGAGUUAUGUCUAAAAGCCGAGAUUUAGAUCUGCUCGCAAAAUCUGCGAUAGAAAAGCAGGCUCAAGCUGACAAAAAAUACUCAGAAGCAGAAUUUGUUCAGCGCAAAUAUGAAGAAAGGAUUAGAAGGAUUCAAGAACACGUGGUUUCUCUGAAUUCUAGAGAAAAGCAUGUUGCUAGAGAAAAAGUUGCCUUAUCAAGGGAAAGGCUGCAGCUCCAUAAUGAGAGGAAACAAAUUGAAAGUAGACAACAAUGUUCCUUAUGCAAAUCUUCACAAAACUUUCCUCCGUAUUACGAAGCUAGUUAUGUUUUGCCUGAUUCUUUCAUGAAUAUCCCAGUUACUAGGGAUUUGAAGAGUUCCAAUGCUACUAGCGCCAUGAACGCUAUUGAAGAAGAAAUGUCACACUUGAUGGGGAGAAAUUUGAAUUUGAGGCAUUGUGCUGGUGUUGGAGACCUGAGUCAUCACGAUGACAGAUAUCAGACAGAGGAAAGACAGACGAAAACGUUACAGUCUGAUAAUAUGAAAGUAGAUCAGGGGCCGUUUAAAGAUUACAUGGAUCCAAAGUUCAUGAUGCUUCGGCUAGAUGUUCAAAAAGUGUUAAGUAAUUUAGACCAAAAUAAAAAGGAAGAUGAAGACGUUACAGUUGAGGAUGAAAUUGAAGAUGAAUGAUACAAAUCUUAGUACCUACCAAAUGUAAGAGAUGUCACUAAAUAAAAGACUGAAUCUGUAUUAAUUGGUUUAAUUUACUUUGAUGACUGUUAAAGAACAUCUUUUGUUAUUAUACUCGGACUUUUAAUUCCAUUCCAGAUUUGACAAUUUCAGUGUUGCAACGUUAUGACACGUAUUAAAUAGUGACGUUGUGAAAUUAUUCGAUGUGGAAAUCGAAUAUUUCUGA